This is a messenger RNA of Aspergillus caelatus, 1116 nucleotides long. Its product is annotated as aldo/keto reductase family protein. Gene Ontology annotation, cellular component: cytoplasm. Bases 1 to 948 code for a protein of 315 amino acids. The transcript has 2 exons. The record is from RefSeq and is a predicted model, not a curated record. Lineage: Eukaryota; Fungi; Ascomycota; Eurotiomycetes; Eurotiales; Aspergillaceae.
AUGCGUUUCACCCUUCCCGGUGAUGCCAUUCCGGACGAGGCAGCAUUUCCUGUUUUAAAGGCAGCGCUAGACUCUGGGGCAAACGUCUGGAAUGCCGCCGAUUUCUACGGGACACCGGAAAAUAAUUCUUUGCACCUCCUGCAGCGCUAUUUCUCUCAAUACCCGUCCGAUGCGGAGAGGGUGGUCCUGAGCGUCAAGAGUGGGGUUGCAGAUAUGCGUACCUUUUCUAUGGAUAGCUCCCCUGCUGCAAUCCGGCAAUCGGUGGAUCGCGCCAAUGCUAUCCUUGCGGGGACCAAGAGAAUUGAUCUGUUCGGGCCUGGCCGUGUGGACCCGCACGUUCCGAUCGAAGAAACAGUCGCCGCCUUGAAAGAACUGGUCGAGGAAGGUAAAAUUGGGGGAAUUCAGCUUAGUGAGGUUCACUCGAACACCAUCAUCCGGGCACAUGCGGUGGCGAAAGUGGAUAUGGUGGAAGCAGAGAUAAGCUUGUGGGCAACGGAUGUGUUUGAGAACGGAGUUGCCAAAACAUGUGCCGAACUCGGUAUCGUGAUGGAGGCACAUACACCUCUUGGGGCUGGCAUGUUGACAGGAAGGAUUAGAAGUCCUGAGGAUAUACCUCCCCAUGACUAUCACCGACGGUUUCCCCGAUUUCAGCCCGAGAACCUCCCGACCAACCUGCAGUUAGUAGAAAAGGUGAAGGAGGUAGCGAAGGUGAAAGAAUGUACUCCUGCGCAGCUGGCACUGAGUUGGCUUCGAACUCGCAGUGGCGCGGGAGAGUGGCCAACAAUCAUCCCGCUUCCAGGAGCACGCGCAGUGGAGAGGGUCAGGGAAAAUAACACUCAUGUGCCACUAUCACAGGGUGACAUGGGACAGCUUGACGACAUCCUUAGGAGGUUUCCUGUAGCCGGAGACCGCUAUCCAGCUGCCGCCGCCAAGUUGACUGAGUAUUAGGUUACAGUAGCUACUGGUAUGGGGAUCAUCAAUCGCUCAUUCCGGGCCCAAAUUUGCCGACUCAGAGAGCUAUAUUAUAUAUCGUGCCCAAGAGAGAAGAGAUAGGAGCGACAAUGGCGAGGAAGAAAAACCAGCAGAUCCUUCAGCUCAUCUAGCUUUCAUCACCCA